This is a messenger RNA of Aspergillus nidulans FGSC A4, 147 nucleotides long. RefSeq lists its product as uncharacterized. The transcript is spliced from 2 exons. Bases 1 to 147 code for a protein of 48 amino acids. NCBI's taxonomy places the organism in Eukaryota, Fungi, Ascomycota, Eurotiomycetes, Eurotiales, Aspergillaceae. The record is from RefSeq and is a predicted model, not a curated record.
AUGCAAAGUCAAAGAGGAGACACUACCAUAAUCAGCAACAGGAGCAGGACCCGCAGCAGACACCAACAACUCCCACAACAACAACAACAACAACAACAACAACAACAACAACAACAACAACAACAACAACAACAACAACAACAAUGA